AUGUCAGACGAGAACAUCAUCGUGAAGCGGAAUGGCACCAUAUUCCUCGGAGGGCCACCCUUGGUGAAGGCCUCCACUGGUGAAGAAUUUGUGUGCGAUCCGUGCUUACGAGAGGAUUUGGGAGGUGCUGACGUGCACACCUCCAAGUCUGGGGUGGCAGACCACUUUGCAGAGAACGAACCCCAGGCCUUGGCAAUGUGUCGAGAAGUGCUGAAGUACACGGGCGGACACGAUGCUGCACUGCCUGAGGCCUUGCAGCUUCACGUGGAACCCGAGGAACCUUUGCUGGACGCUGAAGAAUUGCUUGGGAUCAUUCCUGAGGACAACUCAAAGGCCUUUGAGGUUCGGCAGGUCAUCGCCCGGCUGGUGGACGGCUCACGAUUUCACGAGUUCAAAGCUCGUUACGGUGUCACCUUGGUCUGUGGAUUUGCACACAUCCAUGGCUAUCCUGUUGGAAUUGUGGCCAACAACGGAAUUCUUUUUGGCGAGUCCGCACAGAAGGGCGCCCAUUUUGUGCAGCUGUGUGGGCAACGGAAGAUCCCGUUGCUCUUCUUGCAGAACAUCACCGGCUUCAUGGUCGGGAAGGCGUACGAGAACAGUGGCAUUGCCCGCGAUGGCGCUAAGAUGGUCAAUGCGGACCAGCUCAAGCGGCAGGGCAAAGCAGCGAUGACAGAAAAGGAGCUGAGCGAUUUCAAGAAGCCGACCUUGGAGAAGUAUGAAGCAGAAGGCAGCGCUUACCACUCGACUUCACGACUGUGGGACGAUGGUAUAAUUGAUCCUCGCGACACCCGCCAUGUAUUGGGUCGCUGCCUUCGAGUGUGCAGCCGGUCCCCGGGCUAUGGGUCAACGGGUGCUUAUGGCGUUUUCCGCAUGUGA
Molecule: messenger RNA, 876 nt
Organism: Durusdinium trenchii
Lineage: Eukaryota; Dinophyceae; Suessiales; Symbiodiniaceae
Source: the annotation of a GenBank genome assembly